Prunus avium (sweet cherry) is the source of this 1373-nucleotide messenger RNA. RefSeq names its product trihelix transcription factor GT-3b-like. The record is from RefSeq and is a predicted model, not a curated record. NCBI's taxonomy places the organism in Eukaryota, Viridiplantae, Streptophyta, Magnoliopsida, Rosales, Rosaceae.
UGUGUGAGAAGAAAGAUGAUAGAAAAAUAGGACAUAGGUGAAAACAGCAGCACUCUAAAACAAAGAAGAGAUAGCGAGGUCUGACCGGGGAAAGAAAAGUAACAAUCAAAUCGAAGGGCAAACCCGAACUGCUGUUCCGGGAGCAAAGAAGCAACGACGUCGUAGGGCGGGAAAGAGAUGUAUGGGGCAGGAGGAGACGAGGAAGAGGGCAUGGGAAUGGGAAGUGGAGGAACAGGGAUGAUGAAGAAGAUGAUGACCAGUCCUGCAGGGGGAGGGUCAGGACAGUGGGCCCCAGAGGAGACGAGGGAGCUGAUCGCCAUCCGUGGAGAACUGGAGAUCAGGAACUCCAAUUUGGCGAAUCGCAGCAAGGCGCUGUGGGAAGCAGUGAGCUCUAAGAUGGCCGAGAGAGGCUUCAACAGAACCCCCGAGCAGUGCAAAUGCAAGUGGAAGAACCUCCUCAUUCGUUACAAGGGGAAGGAGACGUCUGAUCCGGAGAGUGGGCGGGAGUGUCCCUUCUUUGAGGAAUUGCAGGCAGUGUUUACUGAAAGAGCAAAUAAUAUGCAGCGCUUACUUCUUGAAUCCGAGACGGGUUCAGCCCGGUCCAAGAAAAUGGGGAAGAGGAAAUUGAGGCCGGGGCGAUCCUCGGAUGAGUUCUCAGAGGACCCAGAUGAAGAGGAUGAGGAUGAUAAGAAGAGGAAGGGUGAAAGAGUAAUUAUGCCAAAAGCAACCAAUUCUGCUAGUGGGACUAGUAGUAGUAGUAUCCAGGAUAUGCUUAAGGCGUUUUUUCAGCAGCAGCAGAGGAUGGAGAUGGAGUGGAGGGAAAUGAUGGAGAGGCGGGAGCAGGAGAGGCGGAUGUUUGAGCAGGAAUGGCGGCAGAAGAUGGAGAAGGUGGAGAGGGAGAGGUUAAUGGUGGAGCAGGCUUGGAGGGAGAGGGAAGAACAGAGAAGGAUGAGAGAAGAGAGCAGAGCUGAGAGGAGAGAUGCCCUGCUGACCACUCUCUUGAAUAAACUUAUCAAUCAAACUAAUUUUUAACUCUCUGAAUUGAAUAUGCUUUUUGGGUUCAUCUUGUGCUGGCUUGAGUAUGGAAAGUUGGAUACUAAUUUACGAAUUUGUUUGAUCUAACUGAAAGUUAGAAUUGUGAUUUGGAAAGUUAGGUGUUGGGUUUAUUUGCAGUUCUUGGCAGAGAGUUCUGGGGUUACUACUACUAUACAUUUCUCUGUUACAAAAUACCAUAAAGUGAUCAUUGGCAGAGAAAAGUGGUUAUAUUUUUGUAGUUGCAAAUGGAGAUUGGAGAUUGGAGAUUGAAGGGUGAAUUGUGUAAAAAUCAAAAGAUCUUUGAGAUUAUAGUGAAUGAGACUGCACAAGUUUUGUAA